AUGAGUAUAAUGGCAGAACCAGCAACAAUAACCAGACCUCUGAUAUCUUCUAAGCGACACAAAAGCACAAGGAAGAAUUCAAGAAGGAUUUAUUCCCCAUACCAGGAGGAUAAUGGACUGUCUGAUGAUGAGGAUAAGGAUGGAGAGAGAGUAGACAGUACUGAUCCAGAGGAGAUGUUCCAGAACAUUCAGCUACAGAAGGAAAUAAUUGCCAACAUUCGAACCAAACCUUGGCCAAUACGACGCAAGCUAAAAGUGCUUAAGCAGGCCAGAGAGAUUGUUCUGCAGUAUGAAGGCAGACUGACCAGGACACGUGGUUACCAGGCAGCUGGGGCAGAUUUUCUAAAGAAGAUUUCAAGAAUCCUCUACAACAUUGUUGUUCUGUUCAUUCCGUGGGAAAUGAGGAUUAAAAAAAUUGAAAGUCACUUUGGUUCAGGAGUUGCCUCUUAUUUCAUAUUUCUGCGAUGGCUGUUUGGCAUCAAUAUUGUCCUCACUCUUUUGACUGGAGCAUUUAUUGUAUUGCCUGAGCUCCUGGCCGGCCCUCCAUUUGGUACUACCCGCAGCAAAACCAUUCCCAAGGAGCACCUUGCUUCCGCACAAGACUUGGACACCAUCUGGUCGUUAGGGGGUUAUCUACAAUACUCUGUGUUGUUUUAUGGCUACUACGGCAAUGUGCGUAAAAUCGGCAGCGCUGGUUACAGACUACCCUUGGCCUAUUUUCUGGUUGGGAUGGCUGUUUUUGCCUACAGUUUCAUCACUUUGUUAAGAAAAAUGGCUAAAAACUCCCGCAUGAGUUUAGCUGGCGCUUCUGAUGAGAAUUACACCUUCUGCUGGCGUAUCUUCUGUGCAUGGGACUACCUGAUUGGGAACCCAGAGGCGGCCGAGAGUAAAGGGGCAGCCAUCAUCAAUAGCAUCAGAGAGGCCAUUGUUGAAGAGCAAGAGAAGAAGAAAGACACCAGCCUAGCCGUACUGAUCAGUUUGCGAAUUUUGGCCAACAUUCUGGUCCUGCUGUCUCUAGCUGGCAGCAUUUACAUCAUCUACUUUGUGGUGGAUCGGUCUCAGAAACUGGAGCAAGAGAAACCAGAGCUAACACUCUGGGAGAAGAACGAGGUGAGUGUGGUGGUGUCGCUCAUCACGAUGAUUGCGCCUUCAGCUUUUGAGCUAGUGGCCCAGUUGGAGAUGUACCACCCCAGGACAAGUCUCCGCUUCCAGCUUGCUAGAGUACUGGUGUUGUACCUUGGAAACCUCUACAGUUUGAUUAUUGCUCUCCUGGACAAGGUCGAUAGUAUGAGCUCUGCUAUUCCUGUUGGUCCAGGAAACCUAUCAGAUUCAACAUCAUACCUAGCAACGAUCUCUCAACCCACUGAGGACAACCUAUCCACCAUCGUACCAGAUAUUCAGGAGAGACAGAACAGCACUCUGACCAUGACUCUUCUGGACCUAAACAACAGUAUGACCACUAUCAAGAGCACCAUAUCAUCUGGGCUACCAAUGAGAAUGCAAGCUAUGCUAAACCAGACAGUCCUCUAUGAGUACAAUACCAGAUCACAGCAAGACCCCUGCUGGGAAACAUAUGUCGGUCAGGAGAUGUUAAAGCUCUCCAUCAUUGAUAUGAUCUUUACGGUGGCAAGUAUCCUGCUUAUUGAUUUCAUCCGGGGAUUGGUGGUUCGAUACUUGAGUGACUGUUGCUGCUGGGACUUGGAGAGCAAGUUUCCUGAAUAUGGUGAAUUUAAAAUAGCUGAAAAUGUUCUUCAUCUGAUAUACAACCAGGGAAUGAUAUGGAUGGGAGCGUUCUUUUCACCAUGCCUGCCCGCCUUUAAUGUCCUGAAGCUCAUUGGUUUGAUGUAUUUGCGGAGCUGGGCCGUGCUGACCUGUAAUGUUCCCCAUCAGCAGGUCUUCAGAGCCUCGAGAUCAAAUAAUUUCUAUCUGGCGAUGCUUCUCUUCAUGCUAUUUCUGUGUAUGCUACCAACCAUUUUUGCCAUUGUGAGAUACAGGCCAUCUCGGUACUGUGGACCUUUCAGUGGUCAGGAGAAAAUUUACGACAUCAUCUCCGAGACCAUUGCAAACGACUUCCCGCUGUGGUUCAGUAAAGUGAUGAAUUACAUCACCAGUCCUGUGGUGGUGUUGCCUGCAUUGCUUCUACUGUUUAUGCUGAUCUACUACCUACAGUCCAUCGCUAGAUCACUCAAAGUCACCAACAGCCAGCUGAGAUUGCAGCUGCAGACCGAGCGGACAGAUGACAAGAAGAAAGUAUUUAAGUUAGCUGCAGUGCGUCAACAAGCACCUGAGGGCGAUGAUAAAAAGCCGGAACAAGAAAGUGACAUAACCAGUAUGGAGUCCUCUGCCCGCUCUGCCUCCCCUCCACGACGCAAUGGCAAUGUCACUAACUUCGAAUCUCCUGUCCGCCAUGGCAACGGCAUUCGGACCAUAACCCAGUCAGCUUCACGUCCUGAUGUCCCAAGAGCUGCCGGUGCGUCACGGAGUCCAGCAGUCCCUGUGCGACAGAAACACAAAGCAGAACACAUACCCAAUAGGCAUGCUGGGUACUUGAGUAGUGGUUCAUACCACUCCAAAUCCUACCAUCACAUGGCCUACAAACCCUGUACACGGUACACCGAGAACAUAACCUCUGAUCCACUGUAUCGCAAGACCAACCGCCCCAAGCACACCGAGCCCAGCAUAACCACAGCUCAGAGCUAUGUGGGCCUCCGGGCCCAUACAACACGCUACGUAAUCGUCAACGAGCAUGAAGCUCGCAAGAAGUUAAUGCGCUCCACAACACGUGUGCCAAGGCAUUAUCGCCUAGCGAAUGAACCAACAGAGAUAGUAGAGCUGUAUCCUCGUAACGUAAAGUGUUGCAUACCUCGAACCCCUCACCGAGGCCAUCAGCCACACCUCAGUGAGGAAGAGGAGGAAGAGGAAGACCCUAAGAGCAGCACAAGGAGGGGAUCAUUCAGACAGACUCACCAUCCAAAAUCUCAGUCAGAUCUCCACCCGCCCGCAAGGUUCUACAUUGGCGAUACAAUUAAUAGUCAAUUGUCUAUGGAGCAGGGUUUAUAUGGUGAGGAAGAGGAGGAAGACCAGGAAGAAGACUGGGUGAAUGAUGGCUCUCACCCCUACUCUCAAACAAACAUCCAAGGCCCGGAGUCGACUUACAGGUAUGGAGUGCCACAUGUCAAGCCCAAGACCAGGCACAAAGUGGAGCCCUCGCUGACCGAGUCAGAUUCUGCAUCACUGGCGUCCAGCAGUGACCAACAAAACAGCAGCACAGACCAGUACAUCCAGGUCAUUCACAAUAAGGAAAAGUACCUGAAGCCCAGUGCGAAGCUGACCAAAAAGAAAUCCAAGAACAGCGUUAAACUGAAUGUGUCUGGCUCUAAUGAUCUUCUUUGCUCAAAUGUUUAACAUAUUUAUAUCUAAAAUAGAGAUUAUAAUUCAAAAAGCUACAAUAUCUAAAUCUUUAUCAUGUUAAAGUUACUGUUUUGU
Molecule: messenger RNA, 3486 nt
Organism: Xyrauchen texanus (razorback sucker)
Lineage: Eukaryota; Metazoa; Chordata; Actinopteri; Cypriniformes; Catostomidae
Product: transmembrane channel-like protein 3
Exons: 22
Coding region: 1-3405 (1134 amino acids)
Cellular component (GO): plasma membrane
Molecular function (GO): mechanosensitive monoatomic ion channel activity
Source: RefSeq, a predicted model, not a curated record